Messenger RNA from Gekko japonicus, 1409 nucleotides. RefSeq names its product calcyclin binding protein (gene CACYBP). The transcript is spliced from 6 exons. Gene Ontology annotation, biological process: heart development. Gene Ontology annotation, molecular function: S100 protein binding; ubiquitin protein ligase binding; tubulin binding. Gene Ontology annotation, cellular component: nucleus. Bases 112 to 768 code for a protein of 218 amino acids. Lineage: Eukaryota; Metazoa; Chordata; Lepidosauria; Squamata; Gekkonidae. The record is from RefSeq and is a predicted model, not a curated record.
GGGAGGAGCGGUACCGCGCCUGCGUACGCUUCCCCUCACGAGGAAAGGGAUUCAGCGGGAGCGUGCCCGCGGCCUAGUGGGAGUGCGCGUGCGCCCCUCGUCUGUCGCAACAUGGAGGAGCUACAAAAAGAUUUGGAGGAGGUGAAGGAGCUUCUGAAAAAAGCAUCAAGGAAGAGAAUUCAUGACGUCUUGCUAGCUGAAAAGAAUAAACUAGAGAAAGAAAUCAAAAACCAACCACCACCUAAAAUAAAAGCAGAGAUAUCAGAAGAAGAAAGACAGCCGGCCACAGGCUACACAGUGAAAAUCAACAAUUACGCUUGGGAUCAGUCAGAUAAAUUUGUGAAAAUCUACAUCACUCUAAGUGGAGUACAGCAUCUCUCAGCUGAGAAUGUGCAAGUCCGUUUCACAGAAAGAUCAUUUGAUCUAUUCGUGAAAAAUCUAAAUGGCAAGAACUACUCCAUGACAUUCAAUAAUCUUCUGAAACCAAUUUCUGUGGAGAACAGCUCACGAAAGAUCAAAACCGAUAUGGUCCUCAUAUUAUGUAGGAAGAAGCAAGAGGAAAAAUGGGAGUGCCUAACUCAAGUGGAAAAAGAGACAAAGGAAAAGGAGAAAGCAUCAUACGACACAUCAGAUCCGAGUGAGGGGUUGAUGAAUCUCCUGAAAAAGAUGUACGCUGAAGGUGAUGACGAGAUGAAAAGAACCAUUAAUAAAGCCUGGGUUGAGAGCAGAGAAAAGCAAACCAAAGAGGAUAUGCCACUAGAUAUUUGAACAAAUGGUGGGUUUUCUAUAUGGGGCUUCCGACGUGCCACUGAGAUCAGAAAAAGUGGCGUUUACACAACCACCUUCCAAGCAAAACCAGUGCUCUGCAUUUCAGGUUGGAGAAAUAAAAUAAAACAUACUGUAAAGUUAUCUCCUUCAAGUGUUUUGCCCUGCUUCCUUAAGGCCUUUGGUGCUUUUGUGAAACUGGCAAAAAACCCUACCUUUGACGUAUCUUGUGUUGUCUGAAUCAGUACUGACCGUCUGUUCCACCUGUAUCCUCAGCUUCUCCCAUCAUGGAACUCAAGAUAGGCUGUCAUCUAGGUCCCAAGCAGCCCCAGACAAGUAGCAAGGCUGCUGAGGCAUAUUCCUUCCAUAUUGCUCUCUGCCACACUAGGUUACGUAGAGGACUUGCUACUAAACUUGGAAGGAGCUUGGUUCAUGGGAGAUUUGUGAAGUUGCAAGCUGCUGUUUGCCUUAGCUAAAUUGAUCGUACGAUUCAUGGCUCAAAGGAGCAUCUCUAAGUCUGCUAAGCAAAGAGGCUUCUAGAAAGAUGUUAUUUGAGACCAAAUCUGUUCCUUGGCUUCAUGAAAAGAAAGAGAAGAGAUUGGAUUUAUAUCCUGCCCUUCACUACCCAAAGGAGUCUCAGAGUG